Messenger RNA from Daldinia caldariorum, 975 nucleotides. RefSeq names its product mitochondrial ribosomal protein L27-domain-containing protein. Gene Ontology annotation, cellular component: mitochondrial large ribosomal subunit. Gene Ontology annotation, molecular function: structural constituent of ribosome. Bases 274 to 585 code for a protein of 103 amino acids. Lineage: Eukaryota; Fungi; Ascomycota; Sordariomycetes; Xylariales; Hypoxylaceae. The record is from RefSeq and is a predicted model, not a curated record. The transcript has 2 exons. Gene Ontology annotation, biological process: translation.
UCCAGGUACCUUUCAGCACUUGCAGUCGGGACCUAGGUACAGGCUAUAGGUAGUAUGUACCUAACCUAAGUACCUUUCCGACCCACCCAAUUCGACGAUUUUCAAGAUCGCAACUUCGCAAAAGACGACUUUUACACUUUUUACCGAAGCUUCAUCGUACCGAUCAAUUGGGGCGCAAUUAUAACGGCGGUUUAUAGACCUCGACAGGUCCUUAGGUAACUACCGCAUAAAACAAACGCACAAAACCCAACAAGAAGGACCGAAAAAUCCACGAUGCAGCCCACCCAAGCGCUCCUCAAGCGCUUCCGCAAGCUGCCGCUCACCACCAAGGACAUCAAGAAGGGCUACUACAAGGGUACGCGAACAGGUAGCAUGGGUCAGCACACCAGGUUCGGAGGGUAUAUCAUCGACUGGAACAAGGUGCGGACGUACGUGGUGCCCGCGGGACUCGACACUUUCAAGUUAACCCCGUUCGUCACGAACAAGAUUCGUCCGACGAGAGGUCGGUACGAGGGCUACAGCAUGGGUCCUAAGAGCCCCGAGUUAUAUCUGGAGAGGUGGAAGGCCGAGAACGGGCUGGAUUGAGAGGGAUCAAGUCAACUUAUCGUUCAAAACAAGUAAACCAAAAAGAAAAAGAGAAAAAAAAAAGAAAUACAGACAGAAUAGAUUGGUUGCUGCCAGAGGCCGACUAGGAGAGCCCAGGUAGUAAAGAGAUGGAUGUGCUUAUGAGCUGAGCUGAGCUUAAGCUGACUUCAAGUCCGUCAGUUGCGGUUACAGUUAUGGGUGUUGAAGACUCCCUCUCCCCUCUCCUCCCUCCCCCUUCCCUAGAAGUCCUCGUCUUCCAGACCCAAACAGUCACAAGCGCUAGCAUGAAGUUCAUGGUACAGGACUACAUAUUAUAUGUAAACCCUGUACUAUACUAUACAAUCACCAUCUAUUCGCCAUCUAUAAAAUAAACAACCAUCGAAAUAUAAA